This is a messenger RNA of Rotaria socialis, 2823 nucleotides long. The record is from the annotation of a GenBank genome assembly. NCBI's taxonomy places the organism in Eukaryota, Metazoa, Rotifera, Eurotatoria, Philodinida, Philodinidae.
AUGGAGUACCUCGAAAAAUUAAAAGUUUAUGGUGAUCAAGUAAAAAAUGUUGUUGUUAAAUCUAUGGUUGAUACAGCUCAUGGUGGACAGAAAAUUCUUAAAGAUGUGCUACCAGGCAAUUUAGUUACUCGAGAAUUCGAACUCGUUCAACCACUCGGAUCUGCUGGUCCAGGACUUAUGUGGAGGAUUUAUGGAGCAAUUAAACGUUCGACCAAACAAGAGGCAGCUGUAUUUGUCUUUGAAAAACGUUUAUUGGAUAAAUAUGCAAAAAAAGAUCGUGAAUUAAUUCUUGAAGCAAUGAGAAAAGGUGUACAUCAAUUAGCAAAGAUAAGACAUCCUCGCAUAUUAAGUCUUCAGCAUCCACUAGAGGAAUCACGAGAUAGUUUAGCAUUUGCAACUGAAUCUUGCUUUGCUAGUGUUGCUAAUUGUCUCGGCUGUUAUGAUAAUAUGACUCAACCAAUACCAAAAGAAUUUGAAGAUUAUAAACUUCAUGAUAUUGAAAUUCGCUACGGUAUUGUUCAGCUUUGUGAAGGAUUAUUGUUUUUACACAAUGAAGUUAAACUGCUUCAUCGAAACAUAUCACCUGAAUCAAUUAUUAUCAAUUCAAAUGGUUCAUGGAAGCUAAUUGGUUUUGAAUUAUCUGUUCAAGGUUCAGCUGAUGGAGCACUCUAUCCAUUUCGAGAUUAUGAUGGAAAUAUUUCUCCUAUACUCAAUCCAAGACUUGAUUAUAUGGCACCUGAAUAUUUUACAACCAAAAGUUGUGAUAGCCAAUCGGAUAUGUUUUCAGUUGGUAUGCUAAUGUAUGCAUUGUAUAAUCAUGGUCGAACAUUAUAUGAAUGUCAUGAUAACUAUUCUGCAUUUAUAAAAAUGUCUGAUGAACUUAAAAUGCUUAAUACAACAAAGUUAUCUGUUUUACCAAGAGAAGCGUGUGAUCAUGUAAAGAUGUUACUCAGUACAAAACCUGAAUUACGACCAGAUGCUGAACAAUUUUCAAAAGUACCCUUUUUUCAAGAUGUUGCAGUAAAAACAUUGGAGUAUCUUGAUUCAUUAUUUCAAGUUGAUCAUAUUCAAAGAUCAAUGUUUUACAAAAGUCUGCCGCAAGUGAUCGAUAAAUUACCAAUGCGUGUUAAUCUACAACGUAUUACUUCAGCGUUGGAACUUGAAUUUAUUAAUCCUGAAAUGGUUCCGUUUGCUCUACCGAACAUGUUUCUUAUUGCAGAAAAAGCUAGCAGUGAUGAAUAUCGAAAAUACAUAUUUCCUAAACUCAAACAAGUUUUCAAAAUACAAAAACCUGCUCAGGGAAGUGGAGCGUCGGGUUGUUUUAUGCAGACAUUACUAAUUUUAAUGCGUAAUAUGAAAUUAAUGUUAACAAAAACUCCAGCAGAAGAUAUUAAACAACACAUUUUACCUGUUGUCUAUAAUGCAUUAGAUGCUGAAUCAUCACAAGUUCAAGAACUUUGCCUAGCAAUCAUUCCAUCAUUUGCACAUCUGAUUGAUUUACAAGCGAUGAAAUAUGCUAUAUUACCGCGUAUAAAAAAAAUCUGCUUUGAAACAAUAACAUUAAGUGUUCGUGUUAAUUGUUUAAUAUGUCUCGGAAAAUUAGUUGAAUCAUUAGAUAAAUGGAUUAUUAUCGAUGAGGUUUUACCACUUCUUCAAUCAAUACCAUCACGUGAGCCAACUGUACUUAUGGCAAUAUUAGGUAUUAUCAAAGUUGCAAUGUCAUCAUCAAAGGCUGGUGGUUUACCACGUGAAAUACUUGCAACAAAAAUUAUACCUUUCCUAAUACCGAUCUCAAUUGAAACAAGUCUUAAUCUUAAUCAGUUCAACGCGUAUAUGUCAACAAUAAAAGAUAUGCUGGAAACAGUAGAAAUAGAACAACGCAAAAAACUCGAACAACUCUCCCAACAAGCACCGAAUGCACCUAUUAUCCCAAUAGAUUUAUCAAAAACGGAUUUUCAUGUUGAUCAACGCUCAUGCUCAAUGAUAGAUCAAUUUAUGAUCGGUCAUGGAUUUAAUUCUGAAGUGGCACAAAAUAAAAGUCUGUCAACUGUUUUUGAUGAAAAUGCAUCUAAUGGAAGUCCAAAAUUACAUCAAAAAUCAGUUUCAUUAUCAAAUCAGCCGAAUCCAUCAGAAAGUUCAUUAGCGAAAAAAACAUUAACAUUAGAAGACAAAGAACGCAUCAUGCGUCAAAGUGAGCAAACACAACGUAUGUCAACUCAAGGUGAAAUUUUACCUGAACGUAAAAUGCCUGUGUCAUCAUCGGCUAAUACAAAUUCAAAUAUUCCAUUAAUGGCUAUGACACCUACAGUAUCAUCGCCAACAUCAUCUAAUUCAUCUUCAGCAAUUUAUAAAGAUUUAACAAGUACUUUAUUUGAUCCACAUGCACCAUCACAAUCAUAUUCUGGUAUGUCUACUUCUCACACGAUGCCAUCUUUCAUACGGCCAACUAUGGCAACAGCAUCACCACCACUACUAACGCCAUCAUCAUCAUCAUCAUCAUCAUCAUGCCAACAACCACAGAUGCGGCCAACAUUGAAUUUUUCUUCAUCGUCUAACUCUACUGAUCUAACAUCCAGUCUCUUCAAUAAUAUCAAUUCACUUGCUUCACGAUCACAAACAACUUCAACAAGCAUUCCAAUGAAUUCAAUGGCUACAAAACCGUCAAUGCCGUCGCCUUAUUUUAACUCAGGAACAACAAGUAAUGCAGCAUUGUUUCAACCACCGCCUCCAGCAGGCUCAACUGUAAUCAGAGGUUCUAUGACACCAUCACACACGACACCCGCGAAAAGUGCAUCUUCAGAGCUUGAUGAUCUUUUUAAUUGA